UUUCUUAACUUGAUUUUCCUAGUAUCAAGUCUGGAAUGUAAUGCUUGUAGAAGUUCAACCUCGUGGGAGGAUUGUAAAGUUUCACAGGAAAAGUGUCUUCCCCAACAAAACCAAUGCAUCAAGGUCUACUUUAAGUAUGGCGGAAGUGAAAUAUUCUCCAAGGGCUGUGCUCGUGAGCUCUCUUGUGGGAGCUCAGAAAAUCCUACCUGUGGAGAAACCCCUGGCUCUGAUUUCACUUGUGAUAUCACCUGUUGCAAUGACAAAUACCCCAUUCACACCAGCAAAACAUGUUUUGUUAAACUGGUUUUCAUUGAAUGAAAAUUAUAAACAGAGCACUGAAAAACUUGAUUUUCCAUUGGAUUCAAGUACUUGCUAACUUGCAUUUCCAAUGUGCUACAUUCAAGUCAAAAAUAUUCGGUUAAAUAGUUUCUAAAAAGAAAAAAAAAAUUAAACUGUGUUUAACAAAACAACUUUUAAAUAUGUUUAAGCUUUGGUGUGAAUGUGGCAAAAGACAACUGUAACGCAGGCUCAGCCCUAUCUUUCAGCAGUUUCUUAUUCUUGGCAUGCGCAUCGGCGUCAUUAAUGUUUUACGUAAAAUUUUGA
Molecule: messenger RNA, 603 nt
Organism: Pocillopora meandrina
Lineage: Eukaryota; Metazoa; Cnidaria; Anthozoa; Scleractinia; Pocilloporidae
Source: the annotation of a GenBank genome assembly